Temnothorax curvispinosus is the source of this 522-nucleotide messenger RNA. RefSeq lists its product as uncharacterized. Lineage: Eukaryota; Metazoa; Arthropoda; Insecta; Hymenoptera; Formicidae. The transcript has a single exon. The record is from RefSeq and is a predicted model, not a curated record. The coding region runs from base 1 to 522 and encodes 173 amino acids.
AUGGGCAUCAGGGCAGCUUGGAAGGAGGACCUAAACGCAACACCGGCGGAACUAGUGUUUGGAGAAUCAAUCCGCUUACCAGGACAAUUCCUAAGCACGCAAGAGACAACAAGUAAAGCAGACACAGACGACCUGAUAACGAGAUUGAAGCAAACAAUAAAUCGGCUAAGCCCGAAAAUCAAACGUCAUGGUCAGAGAUCUACAUUUGUCUUCAAAAACAUGCAAACAACUCCAAGAGUGUUCUUAAGACAUGACGCACCACAUGGAGCAUUACAACCUCCGUAUGACGGCCCAUACGAAGUGGUAAACCGAGGUGAAAAAACCUUCAAACUAAAAAUUAAUGGUAGAACUAUCAAUGUUUCAAUAGAUCGCAUCAAACCAGCCUACACCUUGGAGGAGGACAGCCACAGCCAAACAGCCAAGGAGGACGAGAAGACAGAGCAGAAGGAUCAACCAACCACAGAGGUCAAAACCAGAGCCGGGAGGACAUCAAGGCCUCCGGUCCGAUUCAACCUCGCCUAA